AUGGAUGACAGGAAAAAGGUGCUGGAUGAUAGGCCAUGGGUUUUUGAUAAUCAAAUUCUGCUAUUGAAGGAGAUUUGUGCCGAUGAACAACCUUCGGAAGUUACGUUUGAUUCAUGCCCUUUCUGGAUUAGGCUUAUUGACGUGCCUUUUCGUUUAUGUUCGAUUAAGUUUGCUCGUGAUGAUGGGGACUGUAUUGGAGAAUGUUUGGAGGUAGACGAGUCUGGUCCCCUUUGCUGGGAGGAAUAUAUGAGGGUUAAAGUGGUGGUGAAUAUCACUAAACCUCUUCGUAGGGGAAUGAAAGUUGUUGUUGAGACUGGGAGCACCAAAUGGGUUGGGUUUAAGUACGAGAGACUUGGAGAUUUUUGCUAUUAUUGUGGUCGAAUUGGGCAUACAGAUAAGGAUUGUGAGGAGAAAGAUACCUGUGAUAGUGAAUCGCCUGUGGUAUUUCAGUACGGCCCUUUCUUGACUGUUUCACCUCAUCGUUCGAAAGUCUCUAAGAUUGAAAAGAAAGGGGGAAAAAGUGGAUUGAAAAUAUGA
Chenopodium quinoa (quinoa) is the source of this 537-nucleotide messenger RNA. RefSeq lists its product as uncharacterized. The coding region runs from base 1 to 537 and encodes 178 amino acids. Gene Ontology annotation, molecular function: nucleic acid binding; zinc ion binding. The transcript has a single exon. The record is from RefSeq and is a predicted model, not a curated record. NCBI's taxonomy places the organism in Eukaryota, Viridiplantae, Streptophyta, Magnoliopsida, Caryophyllales, Amaranthaceae.